CGAAUCAAUAAUCGCUUCCCUGAGCCAAAAGGCCCGAAAGAUCCCUCCUCCUCUGCCUCGUCCUCCUCCAACUUUUGAGUACCUCACCCUGAAACCGGAAGCUCCAAUGGCCUCCCUCCCGGGUUUGUCUCACCUGUACCCAAACCACCAUUUCAAGAAGAGCUCACUUCGCUCUUCAUCUCCUCCCACCCCUCUCCUUCAGACGCAACCCUUAAUCCUUUGCUUUGACUCGUCUUUGUGUAAAACCGGGGGUUCGAGAUCGCUUCGCAAUCGUGUUCUUGCUAGAGCUGAAGAUGAGGCCAGGGGGUCGACAUCAUCAUCAUCUUCUUUUCCGUCUCAGCGGCAGCGUGCUCAACCAAACUCUGAGAAUCAGCUAGAGGAGCUGACACCAAAAUCUGGAUCAUGUGAUCCUUUGUGUUCACUAGAUGAAACCAGUUCACGUGAUUUUGAAGCCGCUUACCAGCCCAAGACCGAUUUUCUUAAAGCUCUUGCCAUAUUUGCAGCAACUACAACAGGGGCAGUGGCGAUUAAUCAAUCAUGGGUUGCUGCCAAUCAGGAUGUUGCCAUGGCACUGUUAUUUGGAAUCGGGUAUGCAGGCAUCAUUUUUGAAGAAUCUCUGGCCUUCAAUAAAAGUGGAGUAGGAUUACUGAUGGCCGUGAGCUUAUGGGUCGUGCGAAGCAUUGGGGCUCCUUCGACCGAGAUUGCUGUUUCAGAGUUAACACAUGCAUCUGCAGAAGUCAGUGAAAUAGUGUUUUUCUUGCUUGGUGCAAUGACAAUUGUAGAAAUAGUUGAUGCUCAUCAAGGUUUUAAGCUGGUUACUGACAAUAUAACCACUCGAAAGCCACGGACUCUCCUCUGGGUGGUUGGUUUUGUGACUUUUUUCCUUAGUUCGAUCCUAGACAACCUGACAUCUACCAUUGUCAUGGUGUCAUUAUUGCGGAAACUAGUACCUCCGUCAGAAUUCCGCAAGCUUCUAGGAGCUGUUGUAGUGAUAGCAGCAAAUGCAGGUGGUGCAUGGACUCCUAUUGGUGAUGUUACCACUACUAUGCUGUGGAUACAUGGUCAAAUAUCCACUCUGCCAACAAUGAAGGGAUUGUUUGUACCUGCAGCUGUUUCUCUAGCUGUCCCUCUAGCACUCAUCUCCCUGACCAGUGAAGUUAAUGGCAAGGGACAGGAUUCUCCGAAUGUGUUGGCAUCUGAACAGAUGGCUCCUCGAGGACAGCUUGUUUUCUCAGUAGGUAUUGGAGCUUUGAUUUUUGUUCCAGUGUUCAAGGCCCUAACUGGUUUGCCUCCCUAUAUGGGUAUGCUACUUGGACUUGGAGUUCUUUGGAUUCUGACUGAUGCUAUCCACUAUGGUGAAUCUGAAAGGCAGAAGUUGAAAGUACCACAAGCUUUAUCACGGAUUGACACUCAAGGAGCACUUUUCUUCCUUGGAAUCCUUUUGUCUGUAAGCAGCCUUGAGGCUGCAGGGAUUCUUCGGGAAUUGGCAAAUUUCCUUGAUGCUCAUAUUCCUAAUGCUGAAUUGAUUGCCAGUGCAAUAGGAGUCGUAUCAGCAAUUAUAGACAAUGUUCCACUGGUUGCAGCAACAAUGGGAAUGUAUGAUCUCACCUCUUAUCCCCAAGAUUCCGAGUUUUGGCAGUUGAUUGCAUAUUGUGCCGGCACUGGUGGAUCCAUGCUAGUUAUUGGCUCAGCAGCUGGAGUUGCAUUCAUGGGGAUGGAAAAGGUGAACUUCUUUUGGUACCUGCGGAAGGUGAGUGGUUUUGCUUUUGCAGGUUACGCUACUGGGAUUGCUGCUUACCUAGCAGUACAUAACCUCCCCAUCUCCCUACCUACGACUCUAGCGGAGGUUCCUUUCCUCUCUGGUUCAUAAAUCAUAGAGCUUUGGCUAGGAUGUUUCCCUGGCUUCAAGCUGGGCGGUAAAGAAAACAGCAGUACACAUUAAUCUAGCGGAGUGGCGAUCGAUGAAAUUCGAUAAUUUGGUAAGUCGAAUGAAGAAAGGUUGGAAAAGAUGGUGACAUCUGAUACGUUGAGAUUAUUUAGAUCUCAUGCCCACAAAAUUCACAUUCUGAUGACAUAACUGGGACAUGGAAUAAAGUUUUUUCUUUCAAGGUCGGAAUGUUAAGGGGUGAAGUCCAUGUUUUCAUUUUUUUUUUUUUUUUUUUAAAUUUCCUUGGCGCAGACAUUCUUUGGCGAGGACACGUUUGCAUUGGACAGCUUGGACGGACUUUAUGACGUCUUGACUCUUCACAGUAAGAUCCAUUUUUGAAGCAGUAAA
Juglans microcarpa x Juglans regia is the source of this 2275-nucleotide messenger RNA. Its product is annotated as sodium/proton antiporter 1-like. Gene Ontology annotation, cellular component: membrane. Lineage: Eukaryota; Viridiplantae; Streptophyta; Magnoliopsida; Fagales; Juglandaceae. Gene Ontology annotation, molecular function: antiporter activity. Bases 107 to 1870 code for a protein of 587 amino acids. The record is from RefSeq and is a predicted model, not a curated record. The transcript is spliced from 10 exons. Gene Ontology annotation, biological process: transmembrane transport; sodium ion transport.